Messenger RNA from Sparassis crispa, 732 nucleotides. RefSeq lists its product as hypothetical. The transcript is spliced from 4 exons. Bases 1 to 732 code for a protein of 243 amino acids. The record is from RefSeq and is a predicted model, not a curated record. Lineage: Eukaryota; Fungi; Basidiomycota; Agaricomycetes; Polyporales; Sparassidaceae.
AUGGAUCCAUCGACUCCGCUAACUGUCGCCCGUGGCACGCUCAUUACAUCCGCAAUGACUGGAAGUCUUGCAGGCAUAUACGGCGUGUUUACACGCCAUACCCAUGUAGGGCCUCUCGUCGUGUCCGCUGCUAUCAAUGGGGGGAUCGCUGGCGCGACAUUCUUUAGUUUCCGCGAAUAUGUUGUCAGCAAUCUCCUGCUUUCUGCUUUGCCAACGACAUCAUACUACAGGCGGAUUCGCGAGGCCCAUACAAGGCUACAGACACAGGGUAAUUCAGGAGAGAAGCUCACCUUCUGGGAUAUGAGGGCUUACAAGGUACCUGAAACGGCGAUCAGUAGUGCAUUCACAGGCGGUCUGCUGAACGCGUGGAAACGCGGUCCAUCAGGUAUUGCGCCCGGGAUUACAACGGCAGCCAUUGUUUGCACCGCUCUGCAACUGGCAUACAACGAGCUCGGCAUUGCAAGAAUCAAGUAUGUAUCCAAGACUCUGCAAGCGUCACAAAAACCACAUUUGUCGGAAACCUCUCCUUCUCAGGAGUUGUCUAGCUCUAAACCACACAAGCCAGUGGCAGAGCGUGUUCUUUCCAUGCUUGGAUUCCACAGAAUGUCGGACACCGAGUACCUGGACAGUUUGAAACAAAAGCGAGACAGAUACUUGCGCAGGAUCGCCGAGUUGGAGGAGGAAAGGGACAGUGAAAAGGGCCAAGACCCACCAAAUCCACCGAGUACGUAG